AUGAGUUUUAUUUUUUUUUUAUACCCUCCUUCAAGUGCUCGUUGUAUUUCCGGUAUCGAAUGGCAAGAUUCAAAGAAUGGAGAUUCACAAGAUGUCGGAGCCUAUAGUUACACUACAGCUUAUAUAAACGUCACUUAUUUAGAUCCGGUAACGAAUAAAAUUAAAAGUGAAAAAUCGGAAAUAGGAAAAUUCGGCGAUGGAAAAGUGAGCUCAGUUUCCGGUCUUCUCAUUCACGUUUCCUCGUCCGAAGGUGAAUAUACGGGGUGUGCUUCGCCCCUGAGAAGUUCUUCGGGUGAUGGCUCAUUACCACAAGAACCUUGGAUAGCAUUAGUUAAGAGGGGUCAGUGUAAUUUUGAAGUGAAAGUUGAUAAUGCUUUUAAGCACAAUGCAUCUGCCGUUCUAGUUUAUAACGAUAGAGAAUCAGCAACAUUAGAUAAAAUGAAAUUAACGGGUACAAGAAAUAUGAGUGCAGUUUUCACUUACAAAUGGAAAGGCGAACAACUUGCCAAAUUAGUAGAUAAUGGUUCAAGAGUCAUUAUUUAUAUUACGGUAGCUACUCAUUGUACCCGUCCGAUUGUACAUAGCAACAGAACUUCCGUUCUUUUCGUUUCAAUUUCGUUUGUUGUAUUAACACUAACGUCAGUAGCAUGGCUUCUUUUUUACUACGUGCAAAGAUUUCGUUACUUACACGCAAAAGACCGCAUUUCGAAAAGACUAUGCAAUGCUGCAAAAAAAGCACUCACAAAAAUCCCAACAAAAAAAAUUCAACAGGAAGACGAAGAGGUUCAAGGUGAUGGCGAAUGUUGUGCUGUCUGCAUAGAGCCUUACAGAGUAACGGAAGAUCUCAGGAUAUUGCCCUGCAGACAUGAAUUUCAUAAAAUUUGCAUAGAUCCAUGGCUGAUGGAGCACAGAACAUGUCCUAUGUGUAAAAUGAACAUAUUAAAAUAUUCUUUAUCGAAUUCUAAAGAAAACAGAUGUAAUAUUAAUUCGGAUGAAAAUGCAGCUCAAAUGGUACAAACAUUUUACAUUUUAGGUUUUAAGCUGUAA
Messenger RNA from Pediculus humanus corporis (human body louse), 1047 nucleotides. RefSeq names its product protein goliath precursor, putative. Lineage: Eukaryota; Metazoa; Arthropoda; Insecta; Psocodea; Pediculidae. The record is from RefSeq and is a predicted model, not a curated record. Bases 1 to 1047 code for a protein of 348 amino acids. The transcript has 6 exons.